Molecule: messenger RNA, 1992 nt
Organism: Drosophila eugracilis
Lineage: Eukaryota; Metazoa; Arthropoda; Insecta; Diptera; Drosophilidae
Product: ERI1 exoribonuclease 2-like
Exons: 3
Coding region: 658-1503 (281 amino acids)
Biological process (GO): exonucleolytic trimming to generate mature 3'-end of 5.8S rRNA from tricistronic rRNA transcript (SSU-rRNA, 5.8S rRNA, LSU-rRNA); mRNA splicing, via spliceosome
Cellular component (GO): U12-type spliceosomal complex
Molecular function (GO): U12 snRNA binding; pre-mRNA intronic binding; 3'-5'-RNA exonuclease activity
Source: RefSeq, a predicted model, not a curated record
AUUUUAAAGCCGCUGCACUUGUGAACGGGCGCCGAGCGAGUUGAAACCGAAUAAUAAAUGCGGACCGCGAAUGAAAUCAAAGAAAACUAUACUGUUUAGCCUGGAAAUAAUGCAAAUGACAAGAGUGCAAAUUUAUUGACCGGUUAAAAGGCGAUAUUGCAAUUGCAAUUGCAAUAUUAUUUUAAACACAAAUGCUCUUAGCUGAAAAGUUGUAUAAAAGAAUCAAGAGAAGAUACCGUCUGUGCGUGUGGGAAAAUGUAAACAAACGUGUUAAAUAAAUAGCAAAAAUAAAAACAACUUAACUAAGGAAAUAUCGAAUAAGCGCAGUGUGUUGUUGUUGUGCCGGCUGCAAAUAACCGUUGCUGUGACCGCGUGUGUGUGUGCGAUUUGUAUUUUACGUGUGUUUGUGUGCGUGUAAGAGUGAGCAGACAACAAAAGAAAUUGCGCUCCCUGUACUUCAUCUUCCUCGUCGUCCUCCCUUUUCGCCCGUUUACCGUUACUUGCACUGCCAAAAUAGCAUCAAAAAAGAAGGAAAAGGAGAGAAGUAAAUAAAUAAAUACCGACGAAUUUCAAAUAAUAUAAAUAGAAGGUCCUGCCAAAAAAGAACAAAAUAGGAAAGUCAAUUAUAUAGACGGCGAAUCGAAUCGAACAACAAACAUGGCCUUGAUAAGACUGGCAAGACAACUGGGCCUGAUAGAUACUAUAUAUGUGGACGGAGCUCGACCAGAUCAAGUUAACGAGCCCGAGGAGUCGCUCAACGAAGACGAAAUCACAGCAGCAAACUCAGUGCCCGUUAAAAACAAGAAGUCGAGGAAGUCCAAAAAACUCGCUAUGCAACCAUACUCCUAUGUGAUUGCCGUGGAUUUUGAGGCCACCUGCUGGGAGAAGCAGGCUCCACCACAGUGGCGAGAAGCGGAGAUUAUUGAAUUCCCAGCAGUGCUUGUCAACCUGAAUACAGGCAAGAUCGAGGCGGAGUUCCACAAGUAUAUCCUGCCCAUCGAGUCGCCACGCUUAAGUACCUACUGUACGGAGCUGACAGGCAUCCAACAGAAGACUGUUGACAGCGGAGUGCCACUGCAGACGGCGCUGAUGAUGUUCCAUGAGUGGCUGCGUAAGGAGCUGCGCGCCCGCAACCUAGUCUUGCCGAAGAUGAGCAAGUCAAACAUACUUGGCAACGUCGCCUUCGUCACCUGGACAGACUGGGACUUUGGCAUCUGCUUGGCGAAGGAGUGCACUCGGAAGCGGAUGCGCAAGGCAGCCUACUUCAAUCAGUGGAUUGAUGUACGUGCGAUUUAUCGAUCGUGGUACAAGUACCGCCCGUGUAAUUUCAGCGAUGCCCUGUCCCAUGUAGGACUGGCCUUCGAGGGCAGGGCUCAUUCCGGGAUUGACGAUGCCAAGAACCUGGGCGCCCUCAUGUGCAAAAUGGUGCGUGAUGGAGCGCUCUUCUCGAUCACCAAAGAUCUGACGCCAUAUCAGCAGCUCAAUCCCAACUGCGUGUUGUGAGUUCCAGCGGCCAGCAAUCCCUCCAAAACAAACAGAGAUGAAACGAAACGCAGAAUAUCCAUUUAGUUACUGAAUUUUAUUUAAUUAUUAAUAUUUAACGCAAGAAGAUAGAUGAUUGGUACGAAAAAGAUAUGUGUAAACUGAAAGCUAAUGAAAAAAAUGCAUAAAAUUUUAAUUACCUCCUCCUUUUUUUUUAAAUUUUAAUAUUUGCCCUAAUUUUUCUAGUAACGGCAAUUGAUAAGACUUGAACAAUUCGAAGCAUCGCAGCGAUCAUAAAUACAUAUAAAUUUAUAAAUAGCUAUAAAUAUGGCCUUAGAGCAUACAUAUUUUUCUACCAUUCAUACUUACUUGAUAAUGCUUAGUAGUAGUCUAUAAUACGGAAUGCAAUACUUAUUUUAACGACUUACACCGCCUACCAUUUAGGAGAUAAAUUAAUAAAACGACAAUAGGUACAUAUAAAUAUGUGCUGUUAAUUGAUAUAUCCAAUAA